UUAUAGGCGGUAUAAGUUCUAGUAAUCGUUAACAAAAUUUCUAACGUUCAUAACAAAUUAUAUAAGAAAUAGAAUUGAGUUACUUAAAUAAAAGAAUGAAAGCCAAUUGUUGUUAUUUAAUAUUGUUUAUUAUUUCUGUUACGAUUUUUUAUUUAGUGAGUGCUACAGCUACUGAUAAUGAAAAUCAUACCGACAAUAAUUAUUGUUUAGAUUUAAAACCACAAACAUCAUUAGACAUGGAUCAACUAAUGGGCAUGUGGAAUGGUGUUGAAAUUAUUCAACAUCAACAUCGUGAUUAUCAUCAAAUAGUUUCGGAACGUAUUUGUCCAGUCAUAUUAAUAUCAGAUUCUGCCAACGCUGAAACACCAAGUCCAUAUGAUUAUAGUGGAGGAUAUACAGAUUAUGCAUACUCGAAUAGUCAUAAUUUGCGACGUGGACGUAAUCGUGGUUUUCGUCGUCAGUAUUGGCGUAAUAUGAGUUUAUUGUGGGAUGAAGGAUCCUUCACUGUUGAAUAUUUAUUGCGUUAUGAUCAACAUAAACCUGGUCUAUGGAUUAGUUCCGGGCCACAAAAUAGUUCAUCAUUAAUGGACAAAAAAUUCAAUUCAUUUACCGGGCAUGUACAAGUAUUGAAAGCAGUUGGUACACAUUUAGUAUUAACAUUUUGUCAUAUUUUACCAAAUAAUGAAUUAUUUACUGUUGUAUUAUCACGAACAUUAGAAUUAAAUCAACAAGAUCUUUUGAGUAUACAUAAUUUAUUAACUCGACGACAUUUAAAUAAUUAUCAUAUACAAAAAGUAUGCGGUAAUAAUGCAAUAAGUAAUCAAUAUAAUUAUCAUUUAAUAUUUGUUACAUUAAGCAUUUUAUUUUUAUUUAACAUGAAAAAGCAUUAAUGUUAACAAGUCCACAUUUUUAUAUUGUAAGUUUUUUUUUUUUAAAUUUUAAAAAGUAGCUAGAUUAAUUUUUACUACAUUCGUUGUCAAGCGGCUAACGUUGAAAGAAACAAAUUGAGUUUUUUUCUUUAUUUCAGCUACAAGUCAACAUUUACAAAAUUACAUUUAAUCAAACUUUAAACAUAAUUGAAUAUGGAGUUCCGCAAGGUAAGAUCUUAAAACCUUUCCGUUAGAUUGUAUGCACAUUUAUUAUGCCGAUAUAUUUAUUAUAGCCUAUAGGUAAUAAAUUUGAAGGGCCCAUUCCUCGUUGUUUUACCCACAUCGUCAAGUGUACUUUGUUCUUCUGCACUUAAAUAUUUUAAAUUUUAAUAAUAAUAGCCCGGUAUUGAAGGAUAAUGUUUGGCUGGCAAAGUUGGAAAAAUUUGGAAAAAAAAAAUAUUUUAUGCAAAAUUACCUAAGGAAUUUGGGUAAAAUGUCUUAGCUUCGAUUAAACAUCGGCUUCAUUUUUUAUUUAACAGUUUAUAAAAAAGUGAACAUUUUUAUUCAGAUUUUCGCAUAUAUCUUAUCUUCUCUUCUAGAGAUCGUAGAGUACUGCGCAAUUGAGAAUUUAAAAAAAAAAAUAUUCUUUGAAUGAGGAUUUUGAUGCUGUAUAUUGCGAUCAAUUUCAUGCAAAACUGACUGAGAUAUUUGUAUUUAAAGUUGCAAAAUUGUUUUUAUCGGUUAAG
Chrysoperla carnea is the source of this 1615-nucleotide messenger RNA. RefSeq lists its product as uncharacterized. NCBI's taxonomy places the organism in Eukaryota, Metazoa, Arthropoda, Insecta, Neuroptera, Chrysopidae. The transcript has 3 exons. Bases 96 to 890 code for a protein of 264 amino acids. The record is from RefSeq and is a predicted model, not a curated record.